Neocloeon triangulifer is the source of this 3404-nucleotide messenger RNA. Its product is annotated as serine/arginine repetitive matrix protein 1-like. The record is from RefSeq and is a predicted model, not a curated record. Gene Ontology annotation, molecular function: protein binding. The transcript has 13 exons. Lineage: Eukaryota; Metazoa; Arthropoda; Insecta; Ephemeroptera; Baetidae. Bases 292 to 3105 code for a protein of 937 amino acids.
CAUUCAGCAGUGCGACCUGGGCCCAGCCUGAGCUCAGGUGACGUCUGUCCUCUCCGCUCGUCAGGUGCCGUCACGGGUGCUGCACCCCUUCGCGGCGUGAUUUUCAGAGCGGCGCAGUUUCUGUCUCGAGACGUUCCGAAAAAUUACUCGGCUUUAAAUUAGUCCGUGUGUGACCCACUAAUUAUUGCUAAUUCUCAAAACGGUGCACCUUGCGGGUCGGUCAGUAGUGCUCUAUGGAUUUGGUCUAAACCUUUAAAGGAUACAUCGACAAUCUCAAAGGAGGAGGACACAAUGCAGACUAAAAAUGUUAACCAGGUUCCUCUAAAUAAUGCUGUAGUUGUACCAGAGAAAAAUCACCACAAUCAACAUCAUCAUCACCACCACCACCACCAUCAUCAUCAAACCCCAGUGAAGGAAGUGCACCAAAGUUCCCCAGUGACUUCCCAGCAUGUCAUCAUCAGCCCUGUUGCACCUUCUCUAUAUUCCUCAGUGAGCCAGCCGUUGUACCUUCAGACGCCCGCUCCGCCGCUGCCCCCUCGCGUGCCGCCUACGAAGCAGCAGGGCCUCCUGAUUGUGGCCCCCAGCGCUGGCCAGAGCGCAGGCGCCGCGAACCUGAGCCAGGGCGGCUCAUCAGCAGCCGCAGUCUCAGGCGUAGACUUGGACGGCUAUGGGCCCUACAAGCCAGUGCCGCCUCCGAAGCCGCUGCCUCCGACCGGCUUCCAGCCGCCUCCCUAUCGCAUGCCACCUCAACACCCUGAGCAACACGAAUUGCCAGGCGCAAUGAUGCAGCCAGAGCAGACCCACGGGCCUGCUGCCCUUCAAACUCACUCCAACAAAUUUCCCAUUGAGCGCGAGGUGAUUGUGACGAGCAGCGUUGAGAAGAGUUCGAGCACCUUCAAGGCGCGCAUCCUGCCCGAGUUCCGCGGCCAGUCGGGGCCCACGACGUCCCGCCUGCAGCCGGUGCACUCGCCCCGAGGUCAGCACAGACCACCGCCGGGGGCCAUCGCCCCAGACGCUCCCACCAGACAUCUCGCGUGGACGCCUGACUCCGUUCCAAAGAGGGUGAGUUGCGACGCUGAGCAACUUCUACUGUCCCGAGGCGUCACCGAGGACGAAAUCAACCGUCAGCGCCAACUUUACAAGGCGCACACCAUGCAUGACGUUUCUCGAGGACCCCCGCAAGACCCCUACGGACUGUACGUACGCAGCCCCUACCACCCCAGCGGUCCAGAAAACCCCUACAUGUACCGGCAAGCAGAGGGUGUCAACCCCAGAGGACCUGAAGGGGUUCCUCGGAUGCAGGAGGCGAGCAGUUCUGGGCAGAGGGCACCGGAAAUGGUGCCUGGCGUCGUUUUCUCCACUCCGACGCCGCGACCGAGACCUCAACCUGAGCAAGAGCCGCCCCAUCACAGACCUCCGCCGCCUCCAACCACCGAGAGCCCAAAGAAAUUCCCGGCCAAAACGUACCACACCAUCAAGGACAUGAUCUCGACGCGUUUUGGCGCCAAAGAGGCACCAAAGGAGGAUGACGGAGGUUUCAGCAGACCGGCCGCCGAGGGCAAGAGCGACGAGCCCAUUUACCAUCACCAGGGUGUGUACACGGCGCACAGAUUGAAAGCCAGGGAGGCUGGAGAUGGGGGCGGAAGGGCCUCGGCGGGAAGUUCGGACUACGAGAAACACAGCAGCGCAGGAGGAGAUUCGGGAAGAGGGCCAUCAGCUAAAGACACAAGUACUGAAUCGAGCUGCAGCCCUCAAAGCAGGCAGGACAUUCAAAAUGGAGAAUCAGAAUGGGUUGACAUGGUUGAAAGUGAGCUUCGACAAAUUCUUGACCCAAGGACAAUGCACACCAUGCCUCCUACAGCAGCUCCUCGGAUGGGCGCCAACUCCAAUCUGAGUGAGAGCGUGGGCUCAAUGACUCCCCCUCUGCCUCCACUCAGCCCCUCAGGGUCUCCCUGUGCCUCUCCGAAAGCAAACAGAAACUACAAAAGCCAACCAAAUCAAAGCAUAAGCCAAAGUGCAAAUAAAAGUGCAGCCAAGGCUAGCGGCAGCAAAAACACCCCUGCCCCUAGGGCGAAUCCUACGCCGAAUGGACCUCAAAGGGGCUGGAAUAGGCCAAAAUCUAUGCCAAUGUCUCCCAUGGAGAAGGGUGGCAGAAGUGCAAAGAAGGAGAUGGCGGCCCCAAAUAAAAAUAGUUCAAAGAUUGUUAUGAGUCCACUUCACACCUUUGGGCCUCCAGACAGUACUGCUGACAUGACAUCAACGACAACUGGACUUGACCUGGACUCUGUCCUGGACGGCCAGACUGAAAACACAAGUGACGAUGAUGACGACGAAGAGGAUGAGGAUGACAUUAGCACCACGGUGGACACAACUGACGCUCAGGCCAUCCGCAGACAGUUAGAGGGUCUUGAGAACAUGUACUCGGAAGUGCUGAAGAUGCUCGGAGUGAAAAAGUACACAGGUGGAGGCGGCAGGUACGUGGCAGACACACGGCCCAACCGACGCAGACUCUACGGCUCAAUGUCCUCGUUGCCCUCGUCAGUAAGCAGCCGACCGGUUCGAGAACGCAGAGGGCGGCAAGAGGAACGCAAGAAGGUCAAAGACAUCAAGGGAAUCAAUAAGCGCUUCCAAAGGUUAGAAUCGCACGUGGUUACAUUGGCAAGAAGCGUUGCUCACCUUUCUUCGGAAAUGAGGACACAACACCUAAUGCUACAGGAAAUUGAGAACAUUCGAGAAGAAGUGGCAAACUUACGCGCCACUCAACCAUCCUUGCGAGCUCAUUCCGCCCCAAGGAUCACCUCCCUUAAGAACUACGAGCCCUCAAAUCCACUUGGGACCAACACAAGGAUAAAAAAGCUCACCAAAUUCUUCGGCGAUGAACCGCCUUUGCUCAGAUUGUUCCUCCGGAAACUUGGCUAUGAGAAAUAUGCAACAAACUUUGAGUCAGAGAAAGUGGGUCUGAUGGAGCUGCCUUAUGUGAGUGAGGAGCGCCUGCAGAAGAUGGGCAUCCCUCUUGGACCUCGACUUCGAAUCCUCCAAGAGGCGCAAGUGGCCGCGAAUGCGUGCGCCAAUCAAGACUCUACCUUCAGCGUGUAUGUCGUGUGAAAUUCAGUGCUCAAAAGACAAAAAGUGUGUAAGUAAAGCGCAGCGUUUGAACUUCUAAGGUUUCAACACAACGAAAUAUAUGAAACCCCAUUUAAAUAUAAGUCCGGGCUCCUCGACCCCCGUCUACUUGUUUUAGACAGGGUGGGAAAUUGAAGGAGCCCUUGGCAACCAAAGCACCAAAUGAAUACCUUGUACAGACAAAUUAGUGCUCAUUUUUUAAAUAUUUAAAAUUUACAUAUUGCAAAAGUUGGAAUUACCUAAAUAAAAUUAUUUCAGAAUUAUAUUAUUUUAAUUCAUAA